AUGUCAAAUUUAACGUUUAUAUGUUCUGCUAUGCACCUGUGGAUCACAUCAGGAGAACAAGGAGAAAAGGGUUCAGAUGACGUAGUAGCCAGAGUCCCUCCACAUUGUCAUAUCACCAUCAAGUGCACUCGAGAGAUUGCCGGUUUCAAUGGCCUCUCAGAGGCGGUGCGGCGAUUAGAUUUCUCAUCGGCCGUGCGCGAUGUUCGAAGGUUCAACUACAUCUGCGCGCUCUUAGAACUACUGCUCGGAGGUCAGAAGCUGACAAACCUUCCAGGAGCAGCGCAGAAGCUAUUGCUUUCUAUGCUUGAACAACUUGCUGAUCAAGGUACGUAAGGCAAUAACAACUUAGUACACAGUACAAAACUCUGUAGUUUUUGUUCUAAUCUAUAGUUGUUGUAAUUAUUAUGGAUUUUAUUGGUAAUUAAUAAAUAUAUAUAAAAACUAAAUUAUAAAUAU
This is a messenger RNA of Melitaea cinxia (Glanville fritillary), 456 nucleotides long. Its product is annotated as F-box only protein 25-like. The record is from RefSeq and is a predicted model, not a curated record. Bases 1 to 333 code for a protein of 110 amino acids. NCBI's taxonomy places the organism in Eukaryota, Metazoa, Arthropoda, Insecta, Lepidoptera, Nymphalidae. Gene Ontology annotation, biological process: protein ubiquitination. Gene Ontology annotation, cellular component: nucleus; cytoplasm; SCF ubiquitin ligase complex. The transcript has 3 exons.